Phodopus roborovskii (desert hamster) is the source of this 3926-nucleotide messenger RNA. RefSeq names its product solute carrier family 38 member 10 (gene Slc38a10). The coding region runs from base 145 to 3429 and encodes 1094 amino acids. The record is from RefSeq and is a predicted model, not a curated record. The transcript has 17 exons. NCBI's taxonomy places the organism in Eukaryota, Metazoa, Chordata, Mammalia, Rodentia, Cricetidae. Gene Ontology annotation, biological process: amino acid transmembrane transport. Gene Ontology annotation, molecular function: amino acid transmembrane transporter activity.
UGGCAGGGAGGCAGCUGCGCAGCCCGGCAGGCUCUGGAGGCUGACCUCCGCGACGCCUGUCCGCGCGCCGGCCCCUUGCUCCGGGCUUCGGGUUAGCGGGGGAGGGGGGGGCAGUCGCGCUGUCCCGGCCCCCAGACCCUCAAGAUGACCGCAGCCUCCACCUCCAAAUGGGGGCUGGUCACGAACGUCGUAAACAGCAUCGUGGGGGUCAGCGUACUCACCAUGCCUUUCUGCUUCAAGCAGUGUGGCAUCAUCCUAGGGGCCCUGCUCUUGCUCUUCUGCUCAUGGAUGACACACCAGUCGUGCAUGUUCUUGGUGAAGUCGGCCAGUCUGAGCAAGAGGAGAACCUAUGCUGGCCUGGCAUUCCAUGCCUAUGGCAAGGCCGGGAAGAUGCUGGUGGAGACCAGCAUGAUUGGGCUGAUGCUGGGGACCUGCAUUGCCUUCUACGUCGUGAUUGGUGACUUGGGCUCCAACUUCUUUGCUCCGCUGCUAGGAUUACGGGUGACCAACAGCUUCCGCGUGUUCCUGCUCUUCACGGUGUCCCUGUGCAUCGUGCUCCCCCUCAGCCUGCAGAGGAACAUGAUGGCCUCCAUCCAGUCCUUCAGCGCCAUGGCGCUCCUCUUCUACUCCAUCUUCAUGUUUGUGAUUGUUCUGUCCUCCCUUAAGCAUGGCCUCUUGAGUGGGCAGUGGCUACAGCGUGUCAGCUACAUCCGCUGGGAGGGCGUUUUCCGCUGCGUCCCCAUCUUCGGCAUGUCCUUUGCCUGUCAGUCCCAGGUCCUGCCUACCUACGACAGCCUGGAUGAGCCAUCGGUGAAGACCAUGAGUUCCAUAUUUGCCUCUUCCCUCAACGUGGUCACCACCUUCUAUGUCAUGGUGGGCUUUUUCGGCUACGUCAGCUUCACUGAUGCUACUGCGGGCAAUGUGCUGAUACACUUCCCCUCCAACCUGGUGACAGAGAUGAUCCGAGUGGGCUUCGUGAUGUCCGUGGCCGUGGGCUUCCCCAUGAUGAUCCUGCCGUGCAGACAGGCCUUGAACACACUGCUGUUUGAGCAGCAGCAAAAAGAUGGAACCUUUGCUGCAGGAGGCUACAUGCCCCCUCUCCGGUUUAAAGUCCUCACCCUCUCCGUGGUGUUUGGAACCAUGGUCGGUGGAAUCAUGAUCCCCAAUGUGGAAACCAUCCUUGGCCUCACAGGGGCGACGAUGGGGAGCCUCAUCUGCUUCAUCUGCCCAGCUCUGAUCUAUAAGAAAGCCCACAAGAACGCCCCCUCAGCCCAGGUGGUGCUCUGGGUCGGCCUGGGAGUCCUGGUGGUCAGCACACUCACGACCCUGUCUGUGAGCGAAGACGCCCCUCUGGACUUGGCACAAGAAGCUCGAAGUGGUCGUCGAGAUACCGAGGGCGGGAUUAAAGUGGAGGCGGCCCGGCUGUCAGUCCAGGAUCCCGCUGUGGUUGCUGCUGAGGAUAGCCAGGAGAAGCCAAAGCCACCAGAGGACAGAGAGGUGCUGGAGCAGGCCCAGAUUAAGGGUCCUGUAGAUGUGCCCGGAGGGGAGGCCCCUAAGGAAAAGCAGGAGGCUGCGCAGCUGGAUCGCCCCGGUCAAGGGAUUGCUGUCCCUGUGGGCGAGGCCCACCGCCAUGAGCCUCCCAUUCCUCAUGACAAAGUGGUGGUGGAUGAGGGUCAAGACCAAGAGGGGCCCGAGGAGAAAAAGCCACCUCCCAGGCUCACAGAUGAAGGAGACCCUGGCGACAAGGGGCAGGUGGCACCACCUCCACCCGAGCCAGAGAGGAAGCAGGAACCUGAGAGGGGGGAGGAAGCAAAGAGACCCGAGCAAGCCCUGGCAGCAGGGGAAGUCGAACACCCUCAGAAGGUUCCAGAAGCAAACGGUCAGCCACCUGUCCAGCCCAGGAAGGAAGAGUCCAUACCAGACAAUGGAGAUCUGCAUCCGGUCCCCCAGUCCAGGCUCUCCGUGGAGCAGAAUGCGUUGGUGGCAGGUGACAGCAAGGAGGCUGCGCAGAAGGCUGGAGGUUCCCUGUGGAAGCCCGCGGACACUGACCUGGAGAGCAACAUUGGUGGGAAGGCGGGCCUCCCUGCACAAAGGCCGGAGCCUGCAGAGGAGAGGGAGCAGAAAGAGGCUGAGAGGCCAGGUGGAGACCAGGCGGGGAGCAAGCUGGAAGCUGAGAUUAAAAAGCUAGUAGCAGAAGCUGGGAGGGCAGAGGUGCUGGACCAUGCGGUGCUGCUGCAGGUGAUCAAAGAGCAGCAGGUGCAGCAGAAGCGCCUCCUGGACCAGCAGGAGAAGCUGCUGGCUGUGAUUGAGGAGCAGCACAAGGAGAUUCGACAGCAGCGGCAGGAGGAUGAGGAGGACAAGGCUAAGCCAGCAGACAUGCAGCCAGAGCCUGGGCUGGCAGUGCUCAGAGGCCAAGAGGAGGGGACAGUGGAGGGCGACCCUGCACAGCCUUUGCAGCCUCUGCCUGGAGCUCCCAGAGAUCGCCCUGCUCCACCCCAAGAGAUGGGCCAGCAACCCCUGGAGAAAGCCAAGGCAGUGCCAGGAAGAGACGGUGCUGGCGGUCCUGCCGGUGGCUCUGACACAGGGCCCCAAGGGGCCCAGACUAAACUGAGAGAGGGCCAGAAGGGCACUGCACUCAAGGUGGCUGGAGCUGGGAGGGACCUGGUCCCCGGGGACUUGGAACCAGUGCCCAAGCCAGACUCUGCUGGGGCACCCAAGAGUACAGAGAAGCAGUUUGCAGAGGAAGUCGGCAGGCAGCACCUAGACACCUUUGGUGGAGGUUCCCAAGAAAGGAAGGGAGCCGCAAAGGAAGCCGUGGCCAUGGGUGCCAAUAUUCCAAAAGAGCCUGCCCAGCCCCUGGUAGGGGCAGAGGCUGAGGACUCUCACACAAAGUCCAGGCAAUCAGGGCCCACCAUGGUCCCAGCUAGGCCAGCAGAUACAGGCUUCCAGCCCCAGGCCAUCCCUGACAAAGGUCAGGACUCUCACCCAGAGGUAAGAAGCGAGGCCCCCCGAGGGGAUCACAUCCCUGCGGAGGGGCAGCACAGAGGAAAUGGGGGUGCUGCCAUGGAGGAGACCAAGAGGCCAGGUCCUAAUUCUGGGCCCAGACUAGCUGUGCCUGAGGGUCAGAAGCCUGAGAAUGCCAAACCCAACCGCGACCUGAAAGUGCAGGUGGGCUCAGACCUCCGCAGGAGGCGGCGGGACCUGGCCUCUCCUCCAGCGCAGGAGCUGGCUCCGAAGGACGGAGUCAUCAUCAGCUUUAACUCCCUACCUAACGUACAGGUGAACGAUCUCCGCAGUGCCCUGGACACCCAGCUCCGUCAGGCCGCCGGGGCCGCGGUACAGGUGGUACACAGCCGGCAAAUCAGACAGUUGCCUGCAGAUCUAGAGGAAGAGGGAGACGGGCAUGUUACAGCCCCUGGUGUUCUCUAGCGACACCCUGAUUGGAGGCCACCUUCUAUGUCCCCAGGGGUUGGUAUCGAAGUCCCUCAUGAUGAGCUGGGGAAGUAUAAACCAGACAUGUUGUCACUCUGUGGUGUCACUUGCCCCAAGGCACCCACUAGCCCAAGUAUGGUUCGGGCCUUGGCCUUGAGCCAGCCCAGGAAAGCAGUGCCGGGUCCCACCCUACGGCUGCACAUCGGCAGUCUCGUCUGUCCGUCCGUCUGUCCACUCACCAGCCGCAGCACUGACAGCAGGACACGGUCCUCACCUAACUUACAACCUGUCACAACCAGAUUCCACCCUGGCUCAGUUGUCCCAUUGUUCCCCGUGUGUGGGAAUCCUGCAGUCGGCACCCCGUGCCCCACCCCAGGGAGGCCCAGGGUUGGGUAUGACUUGACUUGGGGCAGGAGGCUUACAUGACCCUCCUGGUUUCCUGUCAUCCACAUUCUUUGAAAUUUAUUAUGGAACACAAAAUAAAACACCACUAA